This is a messenger RNA of Mizuhopecten yessoensis (Yesso scallop), 12966 nucleotides long. Its product is annotated as laminin subunit alpha-1-like. Lineage: Eukaryota; Metazoa; Mollusca; Bivalvia; Pectinida; Pectinidae. Gene Ontology annotation, molecular function: extracellular matrix structural constituent; signaling receptor binding. The transcript is spliced from 63 exons. The record is from RefSeq and is a predicted model, not a curated record. Gene Ontology annotation, biological process: axon guidance; regulation of cell adhesion; regulation of cell migration. The coding region runs from base 114 to 9752 and encodes 3212 amino acids. Gene Ontology annotation, cellular component: basement membrane.
AUGGGGUGCUUAGAUUUUCGGCGGAAAGUAGCGUCUGCUUGUAAAAGGCUUGCGGAGUAAGUUGGAACCGGAGGGAUGUACCCGUGGUCCAAAUAGUGCUACAGGGACCGAAGAUGGAUCUCAAAGUUUGUGUGAUUCUCAUGGUUCCUCUGGUGGGAUGGAUUGUCACCUCUGCAAACUCCCAAGAUGCAGGUACAAGGGCUCUUUUUCCGGACAUUUUCAAUUUAGCCAAUAGUUCGGAAAUCUCUGUGAAUGCUACGUGUGGAGAGAAUGGCCCGAAAGUGUUUUGUAAGUUAGUGCAACAUGUGAAGAUAUUUCCAUCGUCCAAUCAGCAUUGUGAUAUCUGUGAUGCCUCCAGCAACAUCGCUUCUCAACGUCAUCCGAUUAGCAAUGCCAUAAAUGGUCGCAGGUCUUGGUGGCAGAGCCCUUCCGUUACCAAUGGAUGGGAGUAUAACUACGUCACAAUCACCCUCGAUCUCAAACAGGUUUACCAUGUGGCCUAUGUAAUAGUGAAGGCAGCUAACUCUCCCCGACCUGGAAACUGGAUUUUGGAGAAGUCAGUGGACGGGAUACACUUCACACCAUGGCAGUACUUCGCCAGGUCCAACAAGGAGUGUUACAGGGUGUACGGUAUCAGGGCUACCCGGGGACGACCUCGGUACGAGAGGGACGACCAGGUCAUAUGUACCACCUUCUACUCCAAACUGGUACCCCUGGAAAAUGGAGAGGUGAUUGUGUCGCUGGUGAAUGGUAGACCUGGGAUAGAAAAUCCGAGUCGAACACUGCUGGACUUUCUGUCAGCUAGAUAUGUGCGGUUACGCCUUCAGAGGAUUUUGACCUUGAACGCAGAUCUGAUGACCUUCAGGUUCAGUGACCCUAAAUACCUUGACCCGUCAGUGACACGGCGGUAUUUCUAUUCUAUAAAAGACAUCUCCAUUAGUGGCCAGUGUAUAUGUUAUGGUCAUGCCUCAAGAUGUCUCACCAUCAGAAGUACAGAUAGACUUCGCUGUGACUGUAGCCACAAUACGUGUGGUAAUAACUGUGAGAAAUGCUGUCCCAGACAUAACCAGAAACCAUGGCGACGAGGGUUUAACGGGGAUGCAGCUCCUUGUGAAGCUUGUAACUGCCAUCGCCAUGCCGAUGAGUGUGUUUAUAACAGUACCGUGGCGGAACAGGGUCUCAGUCUGAAUAUACGUGGCGAGUACGAUGGUGGAGGGGUGUGUCUCAACUGUAGGGACAACACUGCAGGAGUGAACUGUGAAAGAUGCCGGGACGGGUACUACCGCCCUGCAGGCGUACCAGCCACCAGUUCCCGCCCAUGUCGUCGCUGUAACUGUCGAGAGUCCCGAGGGUCCACCAGUCGCUGUGUGCCGGAUGACUCAAGGAUCGGAGAGGGCCUGAUCCCAGGUCAUUGUGUGUGUAAACCUGGAUAUGGAGGUCGUAACUGUGACGACUGUGCACUGGGUUACUAUGGUUACCCUAACUGUGAACCAUGUCCAUGUAACUCUAAGGGGACAGUAGACGCUACCCAGUGUGAUGGAUCCUGUGUGUGUAAGAGUAAUGUGGAGGAUCGUAACUGUGAUAGCUGUAAGCCUGGCUACUUCAACCUACAGCAUGCCAAUCCUGAUGGCUGUACUGAAUGUUUCUGUUUUGGAGUUAGCUUCUCCUGUUCCUGUUCAGGCCUGGGACUACAGGAGAUCUGUGACAUGAGGGAUGGAAUGAAGGGUUGGACUAUCACAACACUAGACAGAUCUAAGGGCUUCACACUUUUCUCUAAAACCAAUGAUGAAGGUUGGCUGGAGCAUCGCUCCUUCCCCUCCCGCAGUCAGAACUCCCUCAACGCCAUGGACAGCCAGCAAAUCUACUACUGGGAGGCUCCAGUCAGUUACCUUGGCAACCGGCUGAGCUCCUACGGAGGAAUGUUGUCCUAUACCACCAGAUACACACUGGACAACGUGGCUCGUGUACAGCGACAUAUAUACGACAUUGACAUCAUCAUCCAGAGUGGGAACCUGACGAUCAGCCCGGGGAGGAACUACCUGCGUGAAGAUACUGAGAAGAUGGUGCGAAUCCCUCUAAUUGAGAAGGACUGGUUUCUCUUCACCGACACAGGGCUUUACUCCACAUCCAUGAUACCUGUUACACGACGUCAGUUCAUGGAGAUCCUGUACCGUGUAGAUCGCAUCCUGAUCAGGGCCACCUACCACUCUGCUCAGGACACUGUCUUCCUUAAGAAUGUGAUAUUAGAGAGUGUGAGUGACAGCUCACAGAGCCCAUUGUCCCUCCCUAGUGUGGAGAUGUGUAACUGUCCCCCUGGCUAUGCUGGACUCUCCUGUGAGAGGUGUGCCCCUGGGUACAGAAGAUUGAACGGCCAGCUGUACGGAGGGAUCUGUGAGGGGUGUGAUUGUAACGGCCAUGCUGACACAUGUGACCUGGUCACUGGCAGGUGUACGGAAUGUCAGCACUUUACAACAGGCAACAACUGUAACCAGUGUUUACCAGGUUACUAUGGUGACCCACGACGGGGUACAGAGAAGGACUGUAAGCCCUGUGCUUGUCCACUCCCUGACAGGACCAACAACUUUGCCACGUCCUGUCGCUUGGAACCUGUCCCCGGUAACUAUGACAACUAUGUGUGUGAGGGCUGCAGGACAGGACACACAGGACCGCACUGUGAAAGGUGUGCACCUGGUUUCUAUGGAGACCCUAGACAGCCAGGUGGGUACUGUCGGCCAUGUAGCUGUAACGGAAAUAUUGACACAUCAGAUUAUGGUAGUUGUGAUCCUAUCACAGGGGCUUGUCUCCGUUGUCGUGACAACACAGAGGGAGAAAGGUGUGAUCGUUGCAGACCUGGAUACUUCGGUACAGCCAGGAAUGGCGACUGUCAGGUGUGUAACUGUGACCAGGGUGGAUCACUGACCACUGAGUGUGUCAGAGAGACCGGUCAGUGUGAGUGUCGCUCAAAGUUCGGAGGACGUCGUUGUGACCAGUGCCAGAGGGGUUAUGGAAAUGUGGGAGCUGGUUGCCUUUCCUGCGAGUGUGACCCCUAUGGGUCACUGACCCUUGAGUGUGACAUGUUGACUGGUCAAUGCCCAUGUCAUCCAGGGGUCACAGGUCAAACAUGUGAUGCCUGUCAAGAUGGACAUUAUGGUUUCUCUCAGAGAGGGUGUUUAGAUUGUGAAUGUGACCAACUGGGAACUAACUUAACAGAACAGUGUAGUAACACCACCGGUUACUGUAACUGUCUGCCUCACGUGAUUGGCUCAAAGUGUGGUGCAUGUCAGGACCACUACUACGGCCUACCUAGAGGAGAGGGUUGUUCCCCCUGCCAAUGUGACCCAGUGGGGUCGCUAUAUCGCCAGUGUGACAGAACAACAGGCCAAUGUGUGUGUCGCCCCGGGGUGGGGGGACGGACCUGUGAUGCAUGUAGCCAGGACUAUUUUGGAUUUUCUGUUUACGGAUGUAGAAGAUGUGACCCCUGUGACAAACCGGGCCAUAUCUGUGACCCACAGUCUGGGAGUUGUGUGUGUCCCCUGUACACCACUGGGCCCCGGUGCGGGCGCUGCCGACCCAAAACUUGGGGAUAUCAUCCCACCGAAGGCUGUAAGCCCUGUGGGUGUAACCCUAGGACCUCUAAGUCUGAGCAGUGUAACCGUAACACGGGGAAGUGUAACUGUAGGAGAAAUUACUCCGGGGACCGGUGUGACCGCUGUCUAUACGGCUAUCAUGGAUUCCCCAACUGUGUGGCCUGUCAGUGUGAUGACCGCGGAACCAACGCCAGCAGCUGUGAAAGUCCCAACAAGUGUGAUUGUGACGACAGUGGGCAGUGUGUGUGUAAGAAAAACGUGGAGGGUGAGGCUUGUGAUAACUGUAAACCUAACACCUUCAGUCUGGACAAGGAGAACCCCAGUGGCUGUACCAAGUGUUUCUGUUUUGAGCGAUCCUCCACCUGUACUCAGGCUCCCUAUGUCUGGGACCAGAUGAGAAUUCCAGAUAUGCGGAUGACCUUUGACCCAAGAGUUUCCAGAGUUGUGACUCGACAAUUCAAAAACUUCAAUGUGAUACCAGAGGGCACUGCUUACACAUCUAUCCCAGGGUACCUGAGGGCUGGGCCACUGUACUGGAAACUCCCUCAAACAGGAGACAUGACUUUGUCCUAUAACGGUGGCCUGCGGUUCAAUGUGCUGUACCGAACAGAGGAUAACACUCGAUCCUCCACACCGACACAGAACCACCCCUCUGUGUUGAUUGUAGGCAACACCUUCCAAAUGAUAUACAACAGCUCGAAGUCCUGGAUUCCAGGCUCAACACACAGCUUCAACAUUCAGCUACAUGAGAGCCAGUGGGAGGUGCAGGGCUUUGACAAGGUGGCCACGAGGAAGAUGAUGAUGAUCAUUCUCCAGAACGUCACAGCCAUUCUAGUCCGAGGCUCCUAUGACAAAAAUACUGUGUACUCUGAGAUAACUGACAUAGUGUUAGAAGUGGCUGGACCACCUGUACCUGGUCGUAACCUGGAACCAGCCCUGGGAGUUGAGAUCUGUGAGUGUCCGGCCAAGUACAGUGGACUGUCCUGUCAGCUUCCUGCUCCAGGAUUUUACAGAUUCCGAUAUAACCUGACCAUCGAAAUCUCCGACCCAAUCCUCAUAAUUGGAGGGGUGGAGGAGUGUUUCUGUAAUGGCCACAGUAACAUGUGUAAUAUCUUCUCUGGACAAUGUCAGAACUGUACCGGCAACUCAUAUGGGCAUAACUGUGAGUUGUGUGCCCCUGGAUAUUUUGGUGAUGCCACCAGAGGGACAGAUGCUGACUGUAGGCCAUGUUUGUGUCCCAGUGUCACCAACAGUUUCAGUACGACAUGUGAGAUUCAGCGCGGGGGUUUGGUUUGUACCAAUUGUUCAGAGGGCUACACAGGAACUCGCUGUCAGAGCUGUGCAGAUGGUUACUAUGGAAACCCCACCAAUGUGGGAGGGGCAUGCAUACCAUGUGACUGUAAUAGGGACGGCUCUGUGUCUGGUCGCUGUGACAACAGUGGACGCUGUGUGUGUCUGCCAGGAAUCAUGGGUGAAAAGUGUGACUCGUGUCAACCUCGAUAUGCUGUGGUGGAUGGUGCUUGUGUCUCAUGUGAUGUUGGGUGUACAGCGGACCUGAUGAUGGAGAUGGACAAACUUGACAACGUCACCCUGACUGUCAACAUCACCGGGAUAUUCCCUGUGCCCUGGGACAGGCUGUGGAGGAUCAACAAUGAUACCAAACAACUCCGGGAACAGUGGGAUGCACUACAGACGGCAGAGAUCCGUGACUUAGAAAAUCAGUUGGCUCGUCUGGAAAUUAAAGCAAAGGAAUUAAAAGCAAAGUCUGUCGAAGUAAUGGCAGAUGGAGACCUGGCAGUGAUACAGGCAGAUGCACUUGACACCAGUGCAAAUGAAAUCAAGAAUGAAAUUGAUGACCUGUUUGAUAAAAUCAAAGACAUCGUAGCCAACAUUGACAUUUCUAUUGACCGACAUCCAAACUCCACUGGCAUCGACAUAUCUGAUGCUCUCGCUGCUGCCAAGAUAAUUUUGAAAGAGAUUGAGAACAGGGACUUCUCUGAUAAGGAGACAGAAAUUGCUGUGCACGCCAUGAAGGUGGAAAGUCUGCAGUAUAGAAUAAAGAACAUGAAGGUGGGUCUGGUUAACACUUCUUCAGUGAAGACUGAGCUGGAUGAUGCCCUGAGGCGGUUACAAGACCUCAAACAGAAGGCAAAUAACACAGAGAAAGUUGUUGACGAAGUGUCCAGCAAAAACCUUGGCAUCACUGUUAAAAACAAAAAAUUGGAGGACCUGAUGUACGAUAUAGAUGGUGCCCAGGACCAGGUGGUGAAGAGCCUGGUCGGAGGCUAUCAGAUCAUCAAGGAAGCCCGCGCCCUCCUCAGACGUACUCGCCUAAAUAUUGAUAAUGUGAUCAGUGAGGCGAGUUCCCUGGACUACAUCCUACCAGAACUGAAGAAGGUAGAUCAGGACCUGGGGAAUGAGAUCCCUGUAGCAGAGAACCACACCCAGGUGGCAUUAGACCAUGCCGAGAAACUUCUACGUCAAGCUGACGUCCUGGAGAAGAUGUUUGAGAAGGCGAGAGCUGACGCAAAGCUUCCACUGAAGGCAGCUAACAUUUACAAGAACAUUGUAAGUGCGAUAGAGGAGGCCGAGGAGGCAGCUCUCAGGGCACUGGCUGCUGCUGACAACUCCACAGAUCUGAUUGAUCUUGACCGGAUCAAGGACACAGUAGGAAAGUCAGUCAAUAGGAGCAGAGAUCUAAUGAAGAGGGCCAACAAAGCUAGAGCGGAUGUCACAGAACUGACCGGGGACCUAAAGGCUAUGGAGAAUACACUGGACAAUGUAAACAAAACUCAAGCCAACACUCGGGACAAACUACAUGCUACUGACCAGGAUAUGAAAAAACUACCUAAAGAUGUAAGUGACAGAGCUAGGGCGGUGAUGAAGGAUAUAAGUGAUACAGAGACAUCAAUGAAAGCCACCAAGGACAAGGUCAAGGGCAUCCAAAACAACAUCAACAGUGACCUCAUCCCUAAACUGAAAUCAAUGCAGGAUUUCAACAUAGACAGAAUAGCUGUUGAUGUCCAAAAUUCAGCCAACAACGUAACUGCAAACAUCCGGAGUAUCCAGGCCAUUAUAGAUGAUGUAGAGGCUGCCUCAAACAAAACCAAGGAAGAGGAGACACGACUGGAGGCCAAGCUUAAAAAACUCCGGGAUAGCAUCAAACAGGCUCGUGCUCAGGCCGAAAAGGUGAAGGUUUCUCUAUCAACAUCUGGCAGUUGUUCCCGGUCGUUUGUUCCUCAGACACAGCCUCGUACCACAAACAGUAUCAACUUCAUCUUCAAAACCAACAACUCUGAUGCCGACAUGUUGAUAGUCAUCGUUCAGAAGAGUCCUCAGGAGUACAUGGCUCUGGAUCUGAUUAGGGGUAAGAUACACUUCUCCUGGGAUGCGGGCAGCGGGCCAGGCUCUGUCACCAACGAUAUGAUCAUCAGAAACGAGGAUAACUUCAUUGUAGAGAACAAGAAGUGGUACCACGUUAGUGCUAAAAGGAUUGGACGUGUGGGGACCCUUGAGGUUUAUAAGAUGGACAACCCGGGAGGUGUUGUGUCAGCCACUGGGUCUGCCCCCAUAGGGAGGACCAUCCUCCAGCUGGACCCCUCGGAUGACCUGUAUGUCGGUGGAGUGCCUAAAUCCUACAACAUGGCUUCAGCUGUAGCCAGAGGAAACAUGUCAGGCUGUAUGGGAGAAUUGUUUAUAGACGACGUGCGUGUUGGACUUCACAACUUUAAACAGUCGUAUGGGACAUGUGGAGGCUGCAGAGAUGUUCCAUCUCCUGGCAGUCUUGCUACAGAUACCUUCAACUUUGAUGGGACCGGUUAUUCAUCCCUCCAACAGGAUGACAAAUACAUCAGUGUCCGAUCAUUCAUCAAGUUUGAGUUCAAAACUUUCUGGGAAAACACCACCCUUCUGUUCUCUGGAAACCCUGUGUCUGGAGAUUUUAUAUAUUUGAGCCUGCUAAAUGGACAUGUUAUGGCCCACAUUUACAUGGGUGGGCAGAGUCACAUACGUCUGGAGACCAACAAAACGUACAAUAACAAUCAGUGGCAUAAGGUGCUCCUCAACCGGAACAAACUCGAGGCCUUUUUGUCGGUUGGAGAUGCGGAUGAGGCUAUUGCUGAGGCCGCCCCCGGUAACACAGGACUGGAACUCAAGUUUGUGCCCUUGUUCUUUGGAGGGGUACCUGAGAGCUUUGAUCUGACACCAUUCCAAAAAAGGGGUGUCCUCCCCAGCAUGCCUUACCUAGGAUGUAUGCAGAAAGUCCAGGUAGACCUGAAGACGAGGGACCUACUCCAGGGGAACUCAGUCGGAGUCAAACAGGGCUGUCCCAUAUCUGGUUAUCGUAAAGUUGGAUUCUAUGGCAAUGGUUUUGCAAUGUAUGAUGGAAGUCCACUGGCAAAAGAUGCAGGCGAGGUAUCUCUGUCCUUCACCUCGACACAGAAGGACACCAUGCUUCUUCUCGCCAAGGACACUGACCAGGAGCCUAAUUCGGAGCCCAAGAACUUCUACUCGUUGGCAUUGGUAGACGGCCAUGUAGAGGGCAGAUUCAGUGGCACUUUUCUACCUGUGACUCUCACCUCCAACAAGAGGUUCAAUGAUGGUCUCUUACAUAAUCUGGCUGUCCGCAAAAGCAGAAGGGAAAUAGAGCUGUAUGUGGACGAUGUGUUAGUGGGGAUGGGGACUCUACCCGUGGCCACCCAGGGGAUCGUAGUCGAGAAGCUUUACCUGGGCGGGGCACCUAAUCUCUCCAGCCGUCAAGUGAUGGUCGCCAACAUCAAUGGCUUCAACGGCUGCAUCAGUGACAUCAUCGUCGAUGGGAAUAUACUGAGCUUGAACAACCCUGAACAGUAUGAACAUGCUGAUAUUGGUCGGUGUAGAACACCCAUUACUCCCCCUGUCCCCGCUACCCCUGAAACUACCCAAAGACCCACUCCUGCACCUACUCCUGCACCUACUCCUGCUCCUACUCCUGCACCUACACCAAAGCCUACCACCAAGAAACCUACCAUGCCUGUGCCUACUACGCCUGAACCCACCACUCCUAUGGCCGAACCAACCUCCUGUGCUGACCCAACUGACGAAACAACAGAGUUCAUGGCCCUGGCAUUUGGAGAAUCACCAGAAAGCUUUGGGGAAAUUACACUAGACAAGAAGAGUGUCUCAUCUGUAUUCAAUGUGUCCAUUGAGUUCAAAACAUUCCUACCUUCUGGAUCAUUCUUCUACAUCACAAACCCUCAGAAGAUCGCUUACCUAGCUGUACAGCUUAUUGACGGUCAUGUUUCUCUCAUGUACCGAUACAACGGUGACAGUUUUAUGCUCAACGACACCAAGACGGUCAAUGAUGGUCAAUGGCAUAGACUAGUGGUUAAUAAGGGAACCAAACUCAUCAAGUUAAGAGUAGAUGAUGGUCGGGAAAGCAGGGGCCGUGUCCAGAAGAGAAUGGAGCUGGAGGGUCCGAUGCAUGUGGGCGGGGGCUUCCCUACAAUAGCCACACCCCCAGGAUUGGUUACCCACAGCUUGAGAGGCUGUAUAAGAAACUUUCAGAUCAAUGGUAAAACCAUCCUAAUCGCUGACGCUGAUAUCGUCAGUGGUAUCAGGAACUGCUACAGGACCAUGGAGCCUGGUGUGUACUUCACAGGAGGUGCCCUGGGAGUGUUGGACCGUGAAUAUGAUAUUGGAUCUAAGAUGGUGGUCAGUUUUGCGUUCAGGACACACAAGCCAAAUGGUGUGAUACUGACCAUCAGUGAAUCUUCAGGGUCCCCAGCGUUAACACUGGAGCUCUUCCAGGGACAGGUUAAAAUGACUGUAAGCAACGAAGACAAGUACACAGCAACGACAUCAGAGAGUCGAUACUCCCUAUGUAAUAACAAGUGGCACAAUGUCGAGGCUAGCGUCAUUGGUAACGUCAUCAAACUCAUCGUAGAUGGACAGUCUAAGUUCGGUGUCAGUUCCAGAGAUGCUACCUUCAUCACGACCGCCUCACCACUGAUAGUGGGGGGUGUACCAACGUUUGCGGCCAUCCAGGGUGCUGCCUCUACAACUGAAGAAUUUCAGGGAUGUUUGCGUGACUUUAAGUUUGGGCGGGUGGAAGGGGAUACACCUCUUAUAGACUGGUUUACCAUACCCAUUGACCGCAACAUCCACAAGGCCGGUUGUCCUGUAUGAUAGUUAAGUGUCUAUAGCCUGUGUACUUUGUAUUCCCUAUUACAACAGUUGGUUCUGGUCAAGGAAGGCAGCUGAUGAAGUAGAUCUGAUGUUAGUCCACUCAUUCUGAAAAGCAUGGAAUCUAAACAUGAUAUGAUAUCAUACACUCCAGUAUCGGACACAAUAGAGAAUGAAGGACAAAACAGUUCUCAAGGUUGUACUGACCUUCAAAACAACAUAACGUAAAAUGAAGGAAAGAAAGUUCUCGGCCACACCAGGGAGUGCUGACUUUCAUUGCCUCUAUAAAUCCUUCGAUCAUCAACUCAACACCUGUAGAUCUUAGAUAGAGACUGGCUUUGCUAUGUCGUCAGAAAUGGGAUUGUUUAUAAAUUACCUGUAUCCAUUGAUACUGAUUAUGUUUGGCGAUUACGGUUACACAAGAGAUCUUGCUGUCGUUUGAAAUAAGAGUUACGAUAUGACAAAAAGGAAGAUGGCAGAUAUAUGAUAUAUAUGUCCUAUAAUGCUAUGUACAUGAUGUAUUAUUUUAUACAUGUAUGUGUAAUGUAUUAGGUGUCAAUGUAAAAGUAUUUUGUAUUUAUUCCAUAGCAAAUUGUUUAGCCGUAAAUAGAGUAUGAUUGACAUCAAGUGGCCAGUAACGAACUUUGUGUGUUAUCUCAGGUAAAAUUACCACACCUGUGCUAUUUACCAGGUAUGUGUCAUUACAAAUGUACUGUGUUUAAGCCUAGAUGAACUAUUAAUACCUGUGUUUAUCCGGUAUAAAACCAUUAUAUAUUUUAUCUAUUAAAAAAAAAGAAUAAAAAAAUGUUUUGGUCAACUGGUGCUUGAUUUUUGAACUCAUGAAGCUAUAAUUUUGAGAGCUGUGCAAUUUUACAUUGAAUAUGAUCUAUCGUGUACCUUUUAGAUCUUAUUGUAUGAAAGGUUUUACAAAAGGGUCCUGCUAGAAGUUCAUAUACAAAAUUAUCUGCACACCUGUGUAUUUCUGUAAUAUUACACACUUUUAACUUAUUUCACAUGACUUGGCUGGUCACUGUAACGGGUAUAUACUAUAAGGGUGUUAUAAUCCAUGCUUAGCCUCGUCUGAUACAGCUUAACCAGGUCACUGUAGUAUGGUAUAGACAGUAGUCAUAUAAUAUUCCUUGUUAACCGUUUUCUAACACAACUUGGCCUGGUGAGAUACGACCAUGUGACUACAGUAUAUACAUACUUAGCCUCUCAAACCUGACGUCAGCAGAUAAAGGUAUAAUGUCCAUUAACCUUGACUCAUAUGACUUGACAAGGUAAUUAUAGUAGAGGAUUUAAGGUAAAAGUGUAAGAUUUCCACGCGUGGUUUCCUAACAUGAGUUGGCCAGGUGAAUUAUGACCAGGAGUCCCUUACCUGAGAAUCCCAUCAAUAAUUGACAGCCAGAUGAUCAGGCGUGGGUAGCCAGUCUGGGAGGAUGAGGAUUAAUUAAUUAGAAUACUCCUGUCCGACAUGUCAAUGUUUGCAUGCAAACUGAUCAUGCAGCCUUGACUGUUAUAUGGUAAAGUACCCCAUCAUACACCUGAUCGUCAGUAAACCAUUCACAUUAGUUGAUGUUGGGAUUAAGGUAUGUUUGUCCAAAUACCAGGACAACACAAUUAAGGAUCUUAAAUUAUGAUUUUUCUCUUCUUAUUAUAUAGUAUAUUGUAUAAAGAGAUACAUAUAUCCUAAAUCUUUUUUUUUUAAAGGACAAAACCUGCAAAGUCUGAAUUUACGUAUUUUACGUAUUUAAUACCCCGUUUUAUAGCCUGACCUUGACCUGAGCAGUAGUACUUUUACUGACUUUUCAGAUACCUACCUCAAAUGUAGCCUAAGUUGUGAAUAAUAUACAUUGGAAACUGUACUCAAGAUUACUGUACUUUAAAAAAAGUUAAUAAUUAUUAUUAUGGAGCUAGAGAUCUUUAUUGAUUUAGUUAAUGUGAAAGUUUAGACUGAUCACCAGUGUACCACUGGCCGAGGCAGUAACAAGCCACUAGAUGGUGAUACCACUGGCCGAGGCAGUAACAAGCCACUAGAUGGUGAUACCACUGGCCGAGGCAGUAACAAGUCACUAGAUGGUGAUAUCACUACCGAGACAUAAGAAAUGAAUUAAGUUGUUAUUCCAAUUCUACUUUGGACAUUUGAUUAGUGAUAAUUACUGAUUCCUAAGAAAUUUUACUCGCUUUUUCCAAGGUAUGUCUGUUAACUCUAAAAUCACUGAAAAAGGAUCAAUUGAUAUAUGUCAAGUUGUGUUAUAAAGUUUAUUUGAAUUAAAAUAUCCACAUUACUUAAAUUAGUAUAUACUGUUGCCUUACAUUAUCAUAUCUCAAAUGUUGUGUAACUUUUAUCAUUAUAUGUAAGUUUCUGUCUCCACAUUUCUAACAAUCUUUAUAAGUCCAGUAUCAUAUAACCAAGACUGUUUCCUCAUGUUCCAAACGGUUGGACCAGACUUGUUCGUAUAUGAAAUAGGGAUAGACCUAGUGUUUCGAUGUUGUUUUUGGGCAAGCCUUGGCAAAGGCCUGCAGUAACAUUUGCAUGUGCAUCAGGUUUUACUCCUAAAACAUAACAUUUAUAAAAUGGUUGGUCUACAUAAAAGAACAGGCCCAUGUAUAUACUCUAAGGGGAGAUAACUGCACCUAUCUCCUCUGUCGUGUUGCUGAAUUAUCAUCAUCAUGUUAUAUAUAUGCAUUGAUCUGAAUAAAGAUUUGUUAUUUAUAUAAACAUGUAAGUUGUUGUAAAUUUUUGUACAAAUUAUUUAAUUUAGAAUAUGAUGCGAGUACCAGGAGUAAUUAUUAAGUACAUUGUAUUAAUUUUAAAACCCAGAAAUAUAGACAUCACUCAGUCUACCAAUCAAACCAAAGCAGAGAUAAUAUUUAGAUACAAUCACAUAAUGUAUUGGAAAAUUUUAUAAAAUACCAAAACCAUGUACCCAGUAAUAUAUUCUAAUAAGGUGUGUAACUUCAGGGCUUUUUAAUGUCCUCUCCAUUUCCAACCCCAAAAAUUGUAUUUAGUAUAUUUUAAAAAAAUGUAGCUCAGGAAAUUGAUUGAUGUAUCUCCUGUUACUUAGCAUUGUACACUUGUAAAGUUCUCAUAUCAUACUUUUAUCUUAAUUAAAACCAGUUUUUAGUACACAAAUACCUGAUAUAUUAAAUUUGUGUCUAUGUUAAUUAUUUUUGUAAAGUGUUUAAACAUAUUCAUGUAAAUGAUAGCUGUGUU